AUGUUUCCGGCGAAAAUUGAACAGCAACAGAGUGUUAACCACCAACAACGCACCACCAUUUACACGGUGGCAGGCAAAGUGGUGAUUGCAGUGAGAGCAGAGAAAGUGAUAUCCAAGAGAGCAUUAGCAUGGGCUCUCACUCACGUUGUACAUCCUGGCGAUUGCAUAACGUUGCUUGCUGUCUUCACUAACAAAAACUCCGGUAAAAGAUUCUGGAACUUUCCGAGGUUGACAGGAGAUUGUGGAAGCAAUCAACGUGAGAGAUUGCCGGAUCGUGUUUGUGAAAUCUCCGAGAGUUGUUCUCAGAUGGUGCUUCAGUUUCAUAACCAAAUCGAGGUUGGAGUGAGGAUUAAGGUGGUGUCAAGUACACCUGGCAGUGUUGUGGCGGCUGAAGCAAGGCGCAACGGGGCCAACUGGGUUGUCCUGGACAAAAAACUCAAGCGAGAGCUGAAACAUUGCAUAGAGGAACUUCGCUGCAACAUUGCUGUAAUGAAAGGUGCUCAAGCAAAGGUUCUUAGGCUUAACUUGGGAUGCUCGAAUGCAGUCCAAACCCCAUACUAUUCUCCUGCUUCUUCACCAGAAAAGGAUGUUGGAAAGCUACUAGGACACAGGAUGAAGCAUUCUACUCCUGUGAGCAGCCCUGAAGAACCAAGUACUUCUUACUCAAGAACCAGAGAAGGUUCGUCACCGCCAAGCUAUGAUACGGAAAGGCCUCUUUUUCUUGUUUAUGAACAAAAUCCUCUUUUUGAAGGACUAAAUAAAGGAAAAUAUACAUUAAAAGGUGAUCAAAAGAUCUACGAUAACCAACUUAGAGCUAUGUAUUCAGAUGGCGAAACAAUUAUCUCUCUGUCAACAAACCCAAUAUCAUCUGUAACCAGGGAUCAGAAGAGUGUAUUUUGGAUUCCCCAAAACCACAUUGUUGACGAGAAGGCCCCCAUAACCCGAAAUUGCAGAAAUACAUGCAAAAUUAAAUCUCCAACUUCCAGAACUCUACUUGAUAAGUUUGUGCAAUAUGAUCAAGAUGCUCAGGCUGGUAGGCUCAACCAGAGUAGUCAAAAGGAGAUUGUAAGCUCAGGUAUCAGACAUGCAGUUUCUUUGGGCAGAACUUCUUCAAUGCCCCCUCCUUUAUGUUCUUUAUGCCAACACAAGGCACCAACUUUUGGAAAACCUCCAAGACAGUUCUCUUAUGAAGAGCUGGAAGAAGCUACAGAAGGAUUCUCGGAUAUGAAUUUCUUGGCAGAAGGUGGUUUUAGCAAUGUUUACAGAGGGGUGUUAAGGGAUGGACAGAUAGUUGCAGUGAAGCUCUUAAAGUACGGCGGCUCUCAAGCCGAUGCUGAUUUCUGCAGGGAAGUAAGGGUAUUGAGCUGUGCACAACACAGGAACGUUGUGUUGUUGAUUGGCUUUUGCAUUGAUGGCAAGAAGAGAGUAUUGGUUUACGAGUACAUAUGCAAUGGGUCAUUGGACCUCCAUUUACACGGUAGUCCCUAUUUUUGUCUUUGUUUAGAUCAAGAAUAG
Molecule: messenger RNA, 1515 nt
Organism: Dovyalis caffra
Lineage: Eukaryota; Viridiplantae; Streptophyta; Magnoliopsida; Malpighiales; Salicaceae
Source: the annotation of a GenBank genome assembly